CAAGGUGCACUCUUUGUAUUGGCUUGGCUUUAGCCUAUCAUUCUGAAAGGUUGUGAACAUCAAGUGUGGGAAAUUACAAGCAGCAGCAUCAAUGCGAACUCACGCCCGGCUACGGUAAUCGUGCCUAGCUGCAUGAGAAUCAAGCACCUGGCAGCCAUACAAAAUAUCCGCAACUUUCCUUCCUGCAAAAACUAACGUACCAAAUAUAUUUACGAACCCGAAGGUUUGGGUGCUUCCCUUUUGCAUUUUUCAUGAUUUAAACUUUUCGUCACGCAAGAAUAUGUCUAAGUGUCAGGAAUCUGAAGAAUGUACUGGCCCCUCAACUGCCCUUCAACCACAACAUGAAGAGAAUACUGAGGCACAGCUCGGUUGCAAGUCCCCAGGUGCAAGUCUAGAUGCAGAUUUACGCCGUGAGUCCGAGGCACAAUCACCAGUAACUCCUGAGUCAAAUGACAGGUUAGUUCCAACCGCUUUGUUAAAACAGCUUCGGGAAAACUUACUUCAUACCUAGAUCAUCGUCAAAGUCUUUGACAAGCAGUGUUGUGGAUUUUCCCGAAGAAAAUGGUAGAACAUACCAUGGCUACCGUCCAGGAAGUACUGAUAAUCCAAUUUUGCUUUCCUUGUCAAUAACUAAUUGGCCUUCUAGCGUAUCAUUUUCCAAAUGACGCCAAUGAACAAGACAGGCUUGAAGCACAAUUCGAUAUGCUAAAAUCUGCUUUCUCAGGCCGCAAUUACUUUGCACCUUUGUCCAAUCCUCGUUAUAUCCUCGAUAUCGGUACUGGGACAGGUCAAUGGGCAAUUCAAAUGGGCGAUGCCUUUCCAAAGGCCGAGGUUCAGGCGACUGACCUCUCUCCAAUCCAACCAGUAUCAGUCCCAGAAAAUGUCCAUUUCUAUAUAGAUGACGCUAGCGACGACGAUUGGAUUUUGCCACCUAAUCAUUUUGACUAUAUUCAUACUCGGGUGUUGUUAGGAUGCUUUAAGGACUUCGAUGCCAUCAUCAAGAGAGCUUUUCAUUACACGAAACCCGGAGGUUAUAUGGAGAGCCAGGAAAUCAUGUUCACUCCCUAUUGUGACGAUGAAUCAAUGCCGGAUAACUGGCCGUUCUUGGAAUGGGUUGGAUAUGUCGACAAAGCUGCAACAAAAGCCGGCAGAUCAAUGAAUAUUGCCAGUAGUCUCAAGACUUGGUACGAAGCAGCAGGAUUUGUAGACGUACAGGAAAAGAUCUACAAAUUGCCGGUUAAUCCUUGGUCUGAAGACGAGCAUCUGCAAAAGCUUGGUCAGAUGUCUGAAGAGAAUUGGCUUGCAUGUUUGUCAAGUUUCAGUAUGGCUUUAUUUUCUCGAAUCCUAGAUUGGAAACAAGAACAGAUUGAGGUUAGUUCUACGAAACUCAAAUUUCCCACAUUUUUAGUUUAUUAGCUGAUGGAAAAUACUAAAUAGGUCUAUUUGGUGAAUGUUCGGAAAUCCAUCCCGAAUCGAAGUAUCCACGCUUAUCAUAAGAUAUAUGUUGUAUGGGGUAGAAAACCCGAAGAAAAGGAGGAAAAAUCGCCUAGCAAUAUUUCUUCUAAUCAGACACCUUCCGAAAUUAUUCCGGUUCGACCUGAGCCUGAGAAAGGUGUCACUUAGAACGUCGAUGGUAGUUCAGUCAGAUAAACUACAAUUAUUUUUGAAAGCUGGAGUUGUUGCAUAUUGGCUACCUAGCUGGCAUAUAAAUAUGGAUUAACGUAGUCAUGUUAUGUAUGGCAAAGAGGGAUCAACAUCUCUUCAAUCAAAUUUCACGGAUGAAACUCACUUCCUCUAUUUGCACGAAUAAGACACAAAUCUGUAUGUAUAAUCCUACAUCGAGAAAUAUCCCAAUCCACACUGGCCUUGCUUUUAAACACAUCCAUCAAACAUCAAAUAUCAAUAGAUUGAGAUAGAGUAUUAGAUUUGUUGCCUGACCGAGCAUUGAUUAACUUCCACAUA
Molecule: messenger RNA, 1962 nt
Organism: Sclerotinia trifoliorum
Lineage: Eukaryota; Fungi; Ascomycota; Leotiomycetes; Helotiales; Sclerotiniaceae
Source: the annotation of a GenBank genome assembly